Pseudophryne corroboree (corroboree frog) is the source of this 13993-nucleotide messenger RNA. RefSeq names its product RCAN family member 3 (gene RCAN3). Gene Ontology annotation, molecular function: calcium-dependent protein serine/threonine phosphatase regulator activity; nucleic acid binding. The coding region runs from base 211 to 918 and encodes 235 amino acids. Gene Ontology annotation, biological process: calcium-mediated signaling. The transcript is spliced from 5 exons. Lineage: Eukaryota; Metazoa; Chordata; Amphibia; Anura; Myobatrachidae. The record is from RefSeq and is a predicted model, not a curated record. Gene Ontology annotation, cellular component: cytoplasm; nucleus.
GCUUGGCUGGGGUGUGCAGCUGACGCUCUCCUCCUUGGUUGAUGGCUCUGUCAGUCUCUCGGUCUCCCCAUCACCUGGUAACUGUCAGCGAGCAGGAGCCGGGGGACGAGGCAGACGCCGGGGUAUGAGGCGAGAGGGGCGGUGCGGCAGGUGCUGGGCUGUCACCAGGUUUUCUUGACUACUGAGUCCAAGAGAUUAGGAAACGGAACAAUGUUGAGAGACACAAUGAAGUCUUGGAAUGAAAGCGCUGACAUAUACAGCAGUGACCAGGAAGAGGAAGAGGAAGAAGAGGAGAUGAUCUUUGGUGAAAAUGAUGAUGACCUUGAAGAACUGAUGGAUUUUAGUGACCUACCAACGUCCCUGUUUGCAUGUAGCGUACAUGAGUCUGUCUUUGAGAUGGAGGAACAGAAGGAAAGAUUCAAAGCUCUAUUCACAAUAUAUGAUGACCAGGUUUCGUUCCAAUUGUUCAAAAGCUUUAGACGAGUGAGAAUUAACUUCAGUAACCCAGAAGCAGCAGCAAGAGCGAGAAUUGAGCUUCAUGAGUCUGACUUUAAUGGAAAGAAGUUAAAAUUGUAUUUUGCACAGGUUCAAAUGUCUAAUGAGGAAGGAGAAAAAUCCUUUCUGUUGCCUCCCCAGCCUACAAAGCAGUUCCUAAUCUCUCCUCCAGCAUCUCCACCUGUAGGAUGGAAACAAAGUGAAGACCCAACACCGGUUCUCAACUAUGAUCUGCUGUGUGCGGUUUCAAAACUUGGCCCAGGGGAGAAGUAUGAACUCCAUGCAGGGACAGAGUCCACUCCUAGUGUGGUGGUUCACGUAUGUGAGAGUGAAAAUGAAGAAGAAGAGGAUGAUGUAAAAAGACCAAAACAAAAGAUCGUUCAGACUAAGUGCCCUGCGCAUUCCUCUGCCAUUAUAAACUAGUUUUGAUGCUUUUAUCUUUAAAAAGAAAAGAAAACCAGAAAACAUAUCUUUAAAGGGAAAUGUAGAUUGUACUAUUCACUUUAUGUAUAUAGCUAAAGACAAUCUAGGUCCUAUUAUGAGAAGUGGUAUAAAUGCUGUAUUUAUUUUUGUGUGUUAUAUAUAUAUUUUAUUUGCUAUUAUGUAUGUUCUACAGUGUAUCAACUGUUUUAACCAUUUUGCUAAAACCAAAAUGGUUGACUGCAGUAAAAUGUAUUGUCUCCCAUAGCACUGUUUUAUAGGGACAAGAAUGUUGUUGUCACUUAAACAAGAAUUACACAAAAUGAAACCUAGUUCUGGAUGGAGCACACGAUUGUUACAUUUAAAUAAGGAUUAUUUACUUACCUUGAGCAUGGUGUCCCCCUGUUCCCACAUGUCACCUGAUACUUGCAGUGUUGCUCUGGCGGGUGUGGAUCAUAGGGUUGACCAUACUUAGGUCGAAAGUGUCUAGGUUGACACCUGAAAUAGGUCGACAUGAUAAAAGGUCGACAUGAGGUUAAUUUUUUUUUUCUUCGUACAGUGGGGGUGAUUCCGAGUUGUUCGCUCGCUAGCUGCUUUUAGCAGCAUUGCACAUGCUAAGCCGCCGCCCUCUGGGAGUGUAUCUUAGCUUAGCAGAAUUGCGAACGAAAGAUUAGCAGAAUUCCGAAUAGAAAAUUCUUAGCAGUUUCUGAGUAGCUCGAGACUUAAUCACAAAUAGCGAUCAGUUCAGUCAGUUUCGUUCCUGGUUUGACGUCACACACACGCCCAGCGUUCGGCCAGCCACUCCCCCGUUUCUCCAGAAACUCCCGCGUUUUUCCCUGGCACGCCUGCGUUUUUCCGCACACUCCCAGAAAACGGCCAGUUUCCGCCCAGAAACACCCACUUCCUGUCAAUCACACUACGAUCACUUCAACGAUGAAAAAUCUUCGUUCGGGCGUGAGUAAAUCUACUAAGUUUUGUGUUAAAAUACUAACCGCAUGCGCACUGCGAACCAUGCGCAUGCGCAUUUUUGCCUUAAUCGCUCCGUUGCGAAAAUCGGCAACGAGCGAACAACUCUGAGUGACCCCCAGUGACCGGGAACCCCAAUUAGUAACAUAGUUGUUGAGGUUGAAAAAAGACAAAUGUCCAUCGAGUUCAACCUGUAUUAUAAUUUUAUAAUAAUUAAAUGCUGUAUCCUUGGAUAUUUUUUUCAGCUAGGAAUCUAUCUAAUCCAUUUUUAAACUUAUUGAUUGAAUCCACCAAUACUACCUUCUCUGGCAGAGAAUUCCAUAUCCUUACAGCUCUUACUGUGAAGAACACUUUUCUCCGUUGUGUAUGAAUUUUUUUUUUUUUCUUCUAACCUCAGGGGGUGUCCUAUAUAGCGAGUUUUUUGAUAAACAAAUCGUUUGAUAAAUCCUUGUAUUGUCCCUUUAUAUAUUUAUAAAUAUUGAUACGGUCCCCUCUCAAUCGCCUCUUUUCCAGUGUAAACAUAUCUAACCUUUUAAAUCUUUCCUCAUAAUUCAAUGCCUCUAACCCCUUAACCAGUUUGGUGGCUAACCUCUGAACCCUUUCGAGUUCCAAGAUAUCUUUUUUUUUAUAGUGAGGUACCCAGAACUGUACACAAUAUUCCAGGUGUGGCCGCACCAAUGAUUUAUACAGUGGCAGGAUUACACUCUCAUCCCUUAUCUCCAUUCCCUGUUUUAUGCAUGCUAACACCUUAUUUGCUUUUGUUGCUGCAUUUUGACAUUGCGUACUGCUACAAAGUUUAUUAUCGAUGAGCACCUGAAGCUUCGCUCGCCAUGCUUCGGGCAAGGUGCCUCGCUCCACUACUGCUGCGCUCAGCACAGGUUACCAUUUCCAAUUGUAGUCCACGUGGAUCAUAAAGUAUGAUAGUUAAAAAAAUUGAAAAACUCAUGUCGACCUUUUGUCAUGUCGACCUUAUGCAUGUCGACCUAGAGACCGGAUACCGCCUUGGCUACACUGCUUUAGGAUUGAGCAUGUCAGGGAGGCAAUAGGAACGGUCAUUCCUCUUCUAUGCGAGCCUUCCAUUUUCAUGAAUAGGAAGUUCACAGUAGAGUGAAAUGGCAAAAAUGUUCUCUCUCUGACAGAGACAAGUGGUGGUAGUGUGACACUGUCUGAGGCUUCGGGGGCUUCCAGACUGUGUAACGCCACACCCCUGGUAAGUAAAUCUGUUGUUUGUUAACAUGUAAAUUCCAAAGUUUUAAAAUUCUGUCUGACUUGUUGUUUAGCUGCUGAUUGUACCCAAUAUGUUGGUUAUCUGAGAUGUGUGGUAUAUUGUAAAAGAGGUGCAUAAAUGGAAAGAAAUAAUUUGGCAAACCUUUCCCAUAACUGUGAAUGUAUUUUAUAGACUGAUGUAGGUAAAAAAAAAAAAAAAUACACUUAAUUUUUUUUUUUCAGCAUUAUAUAAGUAUUAGCAAAUGCCAAUGGUGUAACUGUGUGUUAGAUUUUAUAAAUAUGCUAUAUUUGCUGAAUGUUAAAAAUGUCUUGUAUUAAGUGGACUGUUAAGUACAGAUGUGGCGGUAGUAAAAAUCACUAUUUGCUUAAUUUCACUAUACAGUGAGUAAAUAAAGGGUUUGUGUGAGAUGAAUGAAAUGACAAAUUGCAGAACUAAAGCGUAUUUUAUAAGUCCAUUCUUACAGUAUUUCUGAACCAGAGGAAACAAAGUACAGGGAAAAACUACUUCUCCAAAUUCUGAAAGCAACACAUCAAAUUUAUGUCCUGAUCUGUUCUGUUCCUUAUAUGGAAAUGUUACUGUUUGUUUGGAGAAUAUUUCAAAAUACUCUUUAAUAUUGGGUGCUAUAGUUUUCUUAUAAAUUCAAUUUACAGUUGACACUUAAUGCUAGAGCUUGACCUUUUUGCAUAUACUGUUUGAAUAGAAAUGGUCUGUUUUUAAAUUACUGUGAGUAGUCAAAUAGAAAUAUAUUUUCUAGUUUUAUAUAGCGACAAUCUAUAUUUGCAGUUCUAUAGAAAAUCACUCUAUUGAUGGAAAGCCAUUAGAAUGGGUUUCUUACCCUUAUUAUAUGGUGGUCCUAAAGCCCCUAUGGGGAUGUUCUAAAGGAACAGUUAAUGCAUUCCCUUUGUAACAGAUUCAUGCUGGUUACUCACAUUAGACUGUAGUAUCACUGUGUUGUAUGUUAUGUUAUGUCUUGGUUAUACUUUGCACAGUAAUGAAAACUAGAAGGUGGAACCAGAUUUUAGUACCUUUUUUGUUUAUUAAUUAUAGUAUGGUGUUUACUCUUUUUUUUUUUUUUAAUUCUUUCUUUUUUAAUGUUUCUCCUCAUCACCAGUUUUCAAAAACAUUCCUGCCUGGGUGCCACAACUGAGUAUGGUGCAUCACUUUUUGGGAGGGGUCGCAAAGAACAUAAGAUAGUCUAUUGGAUCAGUGUCCCAAUUUGCAGGUCAGAUAAUGAGCCGAUCAAUCAGAUUACACAAGCGUUUAUCAUCAGGCAUAUCUCCAGCAUAUGCCAGUGAGUUAGGUAGGAAGUAAGUAAAAGCAACCAAAGGUAAGGAGAUAAAAGAAAACAGAAUUUUGAAUAGGCAAUCACCGGAGUGGCGAAAAAAAACAAACCCCCAGGUAAUUGGUGGAUAGGAAAUAGACUCAGAUGAUGGUGAGAUUAAAAGGGAGGAAAUGGAAAGAAGGAAUAGAUUGGCACACUGGAAAGAACACAAGCAAGUGGAUGUCUUGCUGACAAUAAAUGGAGUGAGAGAAUAGGUAAGUGAGGAGCGGUGAGAACGUAAGCAUUAAAGUCUCAUAGCAUCCUGCAUCAUAGUGUCCUAUGCAUGUAAAGGUUCACAACACCCUUUAAUUUUACCAUGCAUUUAAGAUUCUUAACGCUAGACACAAAAUGUGUCAGUAGAUCGAACCUGUUAAUGUAAACCACCUCUCAGUCACUGCCCAUGAACGCCUGUCAGAACUGCAUGGCUCUCCCUGCACUUCCAAUCUGUGUCCCUGGCGGUAACCAUUGGGAGGCAUGUGCAGAUUUAAAACCUCUACAUUGGGCCCUGAAGUUCUAGAGGUGGCUGCUGACUGCACUCUCAUUCAACCUCCCACAGCCUCUGACCAUCCAUACUUGACCCUGGGCCUAAUUCCUAUUUGUACGCACAUGCUUUAGCAUGUGCCAUUUUCUCAGUUUCGCAGCUGCUCUUAUUAAUAAUUGAAGCUGCCGACCAGGAAUGGAAAGAGACGCCCAUGGGAGCUAUUGCAAACUCAUUCAGAAUUUGCGUACACACAGCCAAUAUGCAAAAAUGUGCAUACACACAACCAAUAUGCAGACUGGACAUGGAGGUAGCGAUGCAGGAACCAUGUUUUUGUACAUAUGAGCCCGCUGCUGAUGGCAGAUAGAGGCCCUGAAAAUGGUAAUGACACGUUUGCAUUUUUGCUACCACUCCUUGUUACCACCUCCAAAUGGUCACAUCCUGUCAAUCACUCUCCCAUGAAUCCUCAUUGUGAUCGCAGCGACCUCUUGAUGCAUGCACAGUGCGUUUGCAGCACAUGUGUAGUCUGCUGAUCGUUCACUUGCGCGAACAUCAGCCAUGGAGUACAAACAUGAAUUAGGCACCCCUGAAUCUAGUGCUGGGGCAAGUUGCAUUCAGCCGAGAGGUGAACAGGAUCUAUUCUAUAGUGACACAUCCGUAUGUGGUAAAUUAUCUGUGAAAGUAGAAAAAUAAAAACCUGUGGGAACAGAUUAUGGUUUCCACUGAAGUGAGCAGGCAUUAGUGUUUAUAUUAAAAUGGCACCAUAUUUUACUGCAGGAAGUGUUUGUACGUCUACUGUAAUGCUUUUCAAAGCUAUACAGUCUUUUCAAACUGUCGGUUAGGGCUUUAUUAUUUAUUUUUGACACUGUCCAUUACAAGUUACUGACAUAAUGUCUGACUGUCAAUCUAGCUGUCCUUUUUGUAAGGCCUUUCUCUAACGUCCUAGGGGAUACUGGGAAACUUAGUUACCCGAUCUAACCCCCAUGGUAAAUACGUUGUCCAGUAUCCCCUACGGACUUACUGGUAGGUAUUAAAUUCCUAUUUUCUCGAUCGUCCUAGGGGAUACUGGGAAACGUAGUUACCAUGGGGGUAUAGAUCGGGUCCAUUGGAGCUUGGCACUUUAAGAAAUCAUUAGUGUGAGCUGGCUCCUGCCCUCUAUACCCCUCCUGCAGACUCUGUUUAGAAAACUGUGCCCAAGGAGCCGGGUGCAUUCCUCUGGAGCUCCAGAGAGUCUUCUUCAGAAAUGUAUUUUACUUUGUUAUUUUCAGGCAGCACUGGCUGGCACCAGUCUGCCUGCAUCGUGGGACUUAGGAGGGGGGGGGGGGGGGGGGGGGACGAAACAACUUCUUAUACAAUUAAUGGUUUGUAUCCCCGCUGACAGGGCAUUAAGCUCCUGAGGCGCUGUUUCACAUACCCCCAGGGUGUGUGCACACGCCGGUAGCAUGCCGCCACCCCAAACAGAUGUGAUGCGGUGAGUACAGGCACCGGGGGUCCUGGUUAGCGGGUCCCCGGUGGAAAUGGCGGCAUGAGGGCACGGCGGUCACUCAGCUGCGGGCUGAGGUGAAUGUAAAAACAAAUCUAUGGCCACUUUUCCUGUCUCCAGGGAAUUGAACACACUUUUUCAGGAAGUAUGGGUUAAUCCUAUAAAAAAACAUUUUUUUUUAAAUUACAUUUUUAAACCCCAAAGCGGUUACUGCAUUACUUCCCGUUUUCCCUGACGAUAGGAAGGUAUGCGAAAACCCUCCGAUUGUGGACACCUCAGUGUCCAGGCUGUCAUGUUACAUUGUAUAUUACCUGUCACCCUGAAAGACUCAGCUGGCCGUAAAAUUGAGAUCACACUCGAAUCCAUUUACACAGCUGUGGGCAUCGCACAGAGGCCCGCCAUGGCUAAGUAGUCUGGUAAUAUAAUUUGAAGGGUUUCACACCAUGUCUGAGGAGGAUAUCCUGACGUUACUGCAACAUGAGUGAGGCGCUCAAGGAGAUAGGCCUCCUUAAUGCUCGUUCCAAGGCUAUGGCAGUCUCGGCUUGCAUAGCUCUGUGACUGUGACAAUGGAGCGGAUGAUGAUUCCAAGUAAGGAGUGGUAAAUCUUCCUUUUACAGGGGAUUCCUUGUUUGGGGACAAACUAAACAAGUGGAUUUCUAAAGCAACGGCAGGUAAGUCUACUUAACUGCCAUCUGCUGUGACUCCGACUAGACGUCCCUACCCCGGCCCCUCUCUACAGUCCUUUCGUGUGGCAAGGUUUAGGGGCAGGGCCAGAGGCGCUCGGAUGCAACCAGAGGUACUAGAGGGACAUCUUGAAAACCUGCAGCUGCUGGGACUCUGGACCAGGCCUCCAGAUCCUCCUCCAUUAAGACCUCCGUGUGACGCUUGGCCCUAGCUGCAGGGGGACUUUCAGGUGGGUGCUCAACUACAAUAUUUUGCCCAGGUAUGGGAAAAUACCUGCCGGGAUCCUUGGGAGAGGGACCUCGUUUCCCAGUGUUACCGGUUGGAAUUUCAUGUACUCCCUCCUCUGUUUCAGGGCCACAAUGCCAGUGUCAAGGAUACUCCUCUGGGUGGAAGCCAACGUAAGGGUCAUUUCGACUGUGUUCAUUCCGGGAGUAGACAACUGGGAAGCAGACUUCCUCAGCAGGCACGUCCUCCAUCUGGGGGAAUGGGGCCUUCACUCCUCAGCAGGCACGUCCUCCAUCUGGGGGAAUGGGGCCUUCACCCUCAGGGGUUUCAACAGCUAGUUCACCGUUGGGGCUGUCCACACAUAGACAUGAUGGCUUCUCGUCUCAAUAAGAAGCUGCAUCGCUACUGUUCCAGGACGAGGGAUCCGCAGGCUGCAGCGGUGGACGCUCUGACGGCACCGCAGACUUGCCAGUUCGUGUAUCUGUUUCCUCCGAUUCCUCUCAUUCCCAGAUUUCUAAAAAGACUUAAAAGGUGAAAACAUUCAGGUAAUUCUAAUUUCCCGGUUUGGCCUCGCUGAGCCUGGUAUGCGGACCUCCUGACCAAGUCACUCGAAGAGCCCUGGCCUCUACCUCUUCUCAAGGAUCUUCUUCAGCAAGGUCCGUUCGUCUUUCCAGACUUACCAUGGUUACGUUUGACGGCUUGGAAGUUGAGAGGGAGAUUCUAGGCAGAAAGGGUCUUCCCUCCAGGGUUAUUUCAACUAUGGUACAGGCCCGUAAGGUGGUCACGUCUAAGCAUUACAUCGUAUCUGGUAGAAAUAUUUCUCGGUGUAAAGGUAGAGGUUAUUCUGCUGUGGAAUUUCGACUGGGCCGCUUUCUGCUUUUCCUGCAAGCAAGUGUGGAUUUGGGCCUACGGUUAGGCUCCAUCAAGGUUCAGAUAUCUGCUCUCUCCAUCUUCUUUCAGAAACAGCUGGCUGUACUUCCUGAAGUACUGGCAUUCUUGAAGGGCGUUCUUCGCAUUCAACCGCCCUUUGUUCCUCCCACGGCCCUGUGGGAUCUCGUUGUGGUGCUGACCUUUCUCCUGUCAGACUGGUUUGAACUUCUUCACAGGGUGGGCUUGAAAUAUCUUACUUGGAAGAUGUUGCUGGCAUUGGCCUCUGUGAGGCGUGUGUCUGAAUUGGGGCCCUUAGCCUGUAAGAGCCCUUAUUUGUUAUUUCAUGAGGAUAGGGCGGAGCUCAGGACUCGCCCACAGUUUUUGCCGAAGGUGGUUUCGGCUUUUCACAUUAAUCAACCGAUAGUGGUUCCUGUGAUGUCGGACACAACAGUUGCUCCAAAGUCCUUGGAUGUGGUUCGGGCUUUGAAGAUUUACGUCAAGAGCACGGCUCGUCAUAGGAAGUCUGACUCCCUCUUUGUCCUUUAUGAGGAUGUCCUGCUUCUAAGCGGUCCAUUGCUCGUAGGCUCAGGUUGACUAUUUAACAGGCCUAUUCUUCAACAGCAUUGCCGCUGCCGAGUUCUAUUCAGGCUCACUCCUCUAGGUCAGUGGGUUCUUAUUGGGCGGUUGCCCGUGGCGUCUCGGCCUUGCAGUUGUGCUGAGCUGCUACUUGGGCGGGUUUGAACACUUUUUUUGUCAAAUUCUACAAGUUGACUACUGAGGACCUUUAGUUGGUCGCUCGGUUUUACAGGGGUCUCAGUACUCUACCACCCGUUCUGGGAGCUUUGGGACUUCCCCAUGGUAACUACGUUUCCCAGUAUACCCUAGGACGUUAGAGAAAAUAGGAAUUUAAUACCUACCGUUAAUUCCUUUUCUCGUAGCUGUUGCUAUCCCUGUUCCUUGUUUUGUUAGUGUUGCUAUCCUUCGUUUUGGGUAGCACUGCUACCUUUUGUUGAUAUUGUAUGUUGGUUCGUUACGUCACCGCUGUAUAUGUUAUAUCCUUCUCUCAAAGUAUGUCCGUCUCCUCUGGCACAGUUUUCUUAAACUGAGUCUGCAGGAGGGGCAUAGAGUGGAGGAGCCAGCACACUAAUGAUUUCUUAAAGUGCCAGGCUCCAAUGGACCCGAUCUAUACCCCCAUGAUAACUACGUUUCCCAGUAUUCCCUAGGACGUUAGAGAAAAUAGGAAUUUAAUACCUACCGGUAUACCAUGGGGGUAUAGAUCGGGUAACUACGUUUCCCACUAUCCCCUACGGACUACGAGAAAAUGAAUUACCGGUAGGCGUUAAAUUCCUAUAUUCUCAUUUACAUAUUUUUGUUAUGUCCGUGUACAAAACAUAGUAGUCUAUGGGGUAAAUUUAUCAAGCAGCUUUUCAGGAGUGGAUUUUGUCUGGGUUCAUAUCUGCUGUACAUUACCCACCUAUCACUGGACUUAUUAUGUAGCGGUUUGCAUGGUUACACCUCAAGUUGCCGGUUCAAAACCCUCCAAACCUUCUGCCGUGUUGAAGGGAAAAGCUGUGAUUUUUGCUUUUGUUUGAUGGUAUUGUAAGUAGCAUUUCUUUAAUAUGUAUUGGUCAUUGUCUCUAGGAUGGCUUUUUGUGGCAUGUUGGGCUUGAAAGUGGCUGCUAUAAAGCAAAUUUCCAUUGAUUUUGGCUGUUUGAUAAAUUCAUAAUGGUGUAUAUCCAAUGUGCUAUGAAACAGAUUUUUGUUUUUAUGGUGUAUAUUUUCACAUUCAUCACCACAUAUUAAUAAGUUUAGUGAACUCAAUUUAGUGAAUUCAGUGAUCACUUUUUGGUUUAUUAAUACUUUUGAAGUUUCUUUAAGUCAUCUCUGUAGAUGCAAACAACUAUGCAAAUUUUGGGACUGCAUCAUUAAGAGGUUAAUUUACUAUGGGUUGGUUUCUUGUGUUAGCAAAUCUAUUCUGUUUUCAGGUCCAAAUAUUGGGGUUCAGCAUCCUGCAGUUUGGAGGCUUAUAACACAAACUAUCCAAUGUAAAAUCCUUUAUAUUCCCUAGCAAUCUCGCCAGAAGGCCUGGUCCUUUAGGGGCCCACCAGCCCACUAAAUGGUUUACCGGCACAUUAAGAGUACUGGUCCAUUGUUGAGUAGCACUGGACCCCUCCUGAUAUCCCUCACCAUUUAUUGUUAGGGCGAAACCAUUAAAAUUGAAUGCAAGUGCAUCUGGCCCUGCAAGUAUAAGCAUGCACAGAGAGUACAUAAGUGUUUGUGUAUGCUGGGAUUUUUAGAACUACAAGUACAUGAAUGGGCAUACAGUAGGUACCAGUGCAUACCGUCACUUGUAUUUACACCAUUGUGGUAGUAGUUCCCCUGUAAUACAGAACUAAAUAUAUUGCACCAAUAUGACAAAAAAAGUUAAUAGCCCUGUCUGGAAAGAAGUGUGCCGGUAGGAUUGCUACCGAUAAGUGCUCCCAUAGUGAUUACCAGUUUUACCAUUUGGAUUGCGUCAGACUAAGAAAGAAUGAUUAUGCUAAGUAUUAUGGGAACAGGAGUAGGCAGGGUUCAGACUUGAAUUGCUGUUAAUAGUAUUAAACUGUCAGUAUGAUGAACUCUUAAAAGGAGUACUAUUUACCUGUUCAGGAAAGUCUUCCACUGCUCUUCUUGCCCACCAGAGUAUAAUUGACUUUUAUCUAUAAGGCGCCACAAAGUAAACAUAGACAGCAUUUUACAGUAACAUGCUAUCAGAGCAUAUGCACAAGGGCCCUCAUUCCGAGUCGUUCGCUCGUUCUUUUUUUUCGCAUCGCAGUGAAAAUCAGCUUAGAGCGCAUGCGCAAUGUUCGCACUGCGACUGCGCUAAGUAAUUCUGCUAUGAAGAAAGUAUUUUUACUCACGGCUUUUUGUUCGCACCGGCGAACGUAGUGUGAUUGACAGGAAAUGGGUGUUACUGGGCGGAAACACGGCGUUUUAUGGGCGUGUGGCUGAAAACGCUACCGUUUCCGGAAAAAACGCAGGAGUGGCCGGAGAAACGGGGGAGUGUCUGGGCGAACGCUGGGAGUGUUUGUGACGUCAAACCAGGAACGACAAGCACUGAACUGAUCGCACAGGCAGAGUAAGUCUGGAGCUACUCUAAAACUGCUAAGUUUUUUUUGUUCGCAAUAUUGCGUAAACUUCGUUCGCACUUUUAAGAUGCUAAGAUACACUCCCAGUAGGCGUAGACUAAGCGUGUGUAACUCUGCUAAAUUCGCCUUGCGACCGAUCAACUCGGAAUGAGGGCCAAUAUACAACAACAUGCCGCAGCAUAAGUACCAAACCUAAAUAUUGCACCCUGACUAGGACCAAUAACUGUAGUAUGAUCAUAGGUAGGACAACUUGCUGAAGCUAGAAGGAGUCAUGGGUGGCAGUCAUUUAGUUCUCCCAUUUUCCUGUACAGAGAGUAUGGGCAAGCAGUCAGAGUUACUGAAGAGGAUAAAGAGACAAUGUAGUGGAUCACUGGUGAUAAGGGAGGAGGAACCUGCCUGCAUUACAUAUACAGUUGUGUCCUCCUACAUCUAGCCUCAAUAUUCAGCAUGAGGUGCCUGGUGCAAGUGAGCUGCCAGGUCCCGUGCAGUUCCGCCAGCAUGGGCCUUUCUUUUUUUUUUUUUGUUGCUGAUAAUACAAUGCAAUAAAUGCACCUAGGAGAGGGUGCUGAUUAAUUUGACAUGCGACAUUUGUUUGUUGUGUGUAUCUGAGUUGGUAUACGAAGCACAACAUAAUUUAUACUCGAAAAAAGCUGCAGCUGCUACUUUGUAGCACUUUUUUGUAUAGAUAAGGAGAUUCAAAGACUCAGACGCGCACAGGUAUACAAGUGUCACAUAUCAAAUUAAUCCACAGUCACCUGGUGCAUCCUAGCUGCAUCGCGUUGCCACUAUGAUGCAUUUUUAGCAAAAAAGACGCCCCACACUAGCAGCAGAGUCUCACGGGCCUUGAACGGUUUGAUUAUUAGGUCAUUUCCCCACUGCUAACGUGUGGUGACCCAUAAAUUCCAGGUUAAGCCCCACAGCAUGCAUUUAACGCAGAUUUUUCCUUGCAGCUACUAAAAUUGCAAGAGAAAAUACGCAGUGCACCCACUGGGGCUUGGUGCGUGGGGUAGGGACACCUGUUUCAAUAGCUCAGGGUUGAAAUUUAGCCACUGGGUAAACCCCACAACAAAUUGAAUGUCCCAUAUAUUCUUUGUUUCCUUCAACUUAUUAACUGUAACUUGUGCAGGUUCAUUGGGAAUUAACACUGGUACUACCUUUACUGGGAUCCUUUAGCUAAAAUGUGGGCUCUCAUUACCUCUGUCCCUACUUCCUGGUCUUUUAGACGCUCAUACAUCGGAUGGUAUCUAGAGCCUCUGGAAAAUGUAUAUGGCGCAGUAAGAAUGUCCCUACAAGGUCAAGCUUGCUUUUUCUCAUAAUGCACGGUUUGGUGUAUAAUAAAUCUACCACGAGCAAGAGGACAUCAGAACUAAUUUUAUUACAUGUGUCACUUUUGUUGGUUUUCUGAUUUGUAUUCUAUUGAAGUGCGUCUAAAAUUGCUGUGCUACAAAAGUGUAACUGGAGAAUGCAAAAUGUGUUUUAUUGACAUUAUAGUGUAAAAGUUGAGUUUCCAGCAUCACUGUCUAGCUAAAUACUUCAAGCCCUGUGCACCUAUUUAUAUACUCCUUCGCUACCACUGUCUGCACAUUUAACUGAUCCCACCCAGCAAACUUAGGUUCAUUUGUCAACUAAAUAGUGCAGGAACGCAGCAGGUCCACCCAACUCCUCUCAUUGAUCAGAACAGACUUUUACACCCGUGCAGGUACUACCAUAUUGGCAGAAGAUCUGUGCCCUUAUGUGUGAAAACAGCUGCAUUUGUUUAAAGAUAGGUAUGCAGUGUCACAAAAGAUUAAGGGGGUAGAGUUACUAUCUGCCCAUGAUUUGCGGCUUUGACAAUUGGAUUUCAAAAGACAAUAGUAAUUAAUGCUAAACAAGGCUGAUUUAUCAUUAAUCAUUAUUGCUCUCUGAAAUCAGUCAAAGCCGCCAAUUGGUGGCAGCGUUGUGAACCCGACUGAUAGUAAAUGCCCCUAAGUUAAAAAAAAUUCUUAAGGUGAGAAGAACAAAUCAUUAUUAUUAUUAUUUAUUAUUAUUAUUGUUUACUCUUCCAAAAAAGAAAGUGGAAAGCAAUUUCAUUUGUGAUUUACUUUGACAUCUUUCCAUCCCCUCAAGAUCCUAUGCCUUUUAAUUACAGUAUUGGUUUUGAGACCAAACUAUAAUUAUUAUCCCCCCCUCCCCCCUCCCCCACCGACAGUAAUAUAUAUAGUCGUAUAUAGAGAUUUUACAAAGCCUUCUGCACUUAUUUAAAGCUUGUUUUAAAGAAACUUGGAUUUUGAAUUUUAUGUGUCUCCCAAAAUGUUGUAGUUUUGAUCCUCCCUAUAUUUGCACCACAAUUUGUUGUCAAAACUGUAUUUUAUAAUGUAUAGACUAUGCAUUUUAAGCAUCCAAGUUACCAUAAAAUAGCCAGGUGGAAUGACAAGGUAUUAUAUAUGAAUAACAGAAGGUUUUUAUUUUAUUUUCCCCCUCCCAAGCUGAAAUUAUAUUUUCCUUUAAUUUUGGAAUCAAAGUUUUAAUACUGUAAAUCACUAGUGCUCAACCGUAUGCUUUUUGUAAGUGUCAAAUAAACUUUCAGCAAUGCCAACAUUUUGUAUAUCCAAAAGUUUUUGGCAUCCCAAUAAAAAUGUAACCGAAUAGUACAUGUUCAUUGUUCAUUUUGUUGCAAUGUGUACUUGUCUACAAUAAAGUCUAUCCAGUGUCCUAA